UGUUUUUCCCAUUUCGUCUCCCGCUUUCGUCUCUCCCAAGUCGCACUGGUUUUCGGUUACUCAGGAGCAGAAAUGUACGCCGAUCGAACUGCGGAUUCCCGGCGCAGCGAAAUAUCCAUCAAAGAUCGCCUAGGCAACAACAGAACAUCCAUCAAAGAUCGCCUUGGCAGCAGCAGAUCAUCCAUCAAAGAUCGCCUCGGCAGCUGCAAUCUCAGCCGUUCGGUGUCUGGCCAAGAUCACCACCACCACCAUCAAGCAGUUCUCAAGCGGCAACGCCAAGAUGAUAUCAAACGGGAUCAUGAUCUUUCUGCCGAGACAAAACAUCCAAUUAAAAGAGCUGUUCCAGAAAACCUGAGAGUGACGGUCUUGCAAGAUAAUAUCAUCCCUGGAAUCUCUAAGAAUGCUGUUCAAGGCGGUUUAAGCAAGGUGAACGAGAAAAUGUUACGGACGGUCAAGACUCAGCAACCAAAUGGCAGCCCGUCUUGUCUGUCAAAUGUUAAGGGCAUGUCUGGUGCAGAACUAGUUUCAGCAAAGAAGCCUGCUGCCCAGGCCGCAGCUACACCGAGCAUUGUGGGACAGAAAAAGCAGGGUGUGGCUGAUGAGAUGACGGUUGCUUCACUUCUCCAAAGCUUGGGCCUGAGCAAAUACGCCAUCGCCUUUCAAGCUGAAGAGGUUGACAUGUUUGCUUUGAAACACAUGAAUGACGAUGAUCUCAAGGCAAUUGGGUUGCCCAUGGGCCCGCGGAAGAAGAUCCUUCUGAGUCUUGCUUCUGUGAAAGGUAGGAGGUGAAGAGUUUUUACAAGACCAACAGCUAAAUCGACAAUCAAUCUUCAGCGGAACAUACUUGCCGGAGUCUUCGCUAAUGCAUCAAGCGCUUAAUUAUGUGGAUCUUCUGAAGGCAUUUGCGGGAUGGAAUGGGUGAGCAUUUUGAGCUACCAACCCAUCUACACUUGUACAGAUUUUCAUUACGAACUUUGAAUCUAGAGAUGUUUUUCUCAAUGCUUUGAGCUUGCAUUGUUUGGGUAUUGUAUUCAUAGAUGAUUUUUCACUAAUUCAGGGGAACUUGGGCUGUUAAUUCA
This is a messenger RNA of Magnolia sinica, 1079 nucleotides long. RefSeq lists its product as uncharacterized. NCBI's taxonomy places the organism in Eukaryota, Viridiplantae, Streptophyta, Magnoliopsida, Magnoliales, Magnoliaceae. The coding region runs from base 73 to 789 and encodes 238 amino acids. The transcript has 6 exons. The record is from RefSeq and is a predicted model, not a curated record. Gene Ontology annotation, molecular function: protein binding.